UUGGAAUUUGGGGAUUUUUGGGGAUUUGGGAUUUAGGAGGGACUCAGAGGGGCUCGGGAUGGAUCCAGGGAAGUUUGGGAUGGAUCCAGAGGGUCCAAGAUGGAUCCAGGGAAGGUCAGGAUGGAUUUGGAGAGAUCUGAGAUGGAUCCAGAGGCUCCUGAUGGAUCCAGGGAUGGUCAGGACGGAUCCAGAAGUGUUUGGGAUGGAGCUGGAGAGGUUUGGGAUAGAUCCUGGGAAGUUUGGGAUGGAUCCAGAGGCUCCUGAUGGAUCCAGAGAGGUUCAAGAUGGAUUCAGGGAUGGAUCCAGAGGCUCCUGAUGGAUCUGGAGAAGCUCAAGAUGGAUCCAGGGAUGGUCAGGAUGGAUCCAGAAGUGUUUGGGAUGGAUCCAGAGAUUCCUGAUGGAUCCAGAGAGGUCCAAGAUGGAUCCAAGGAGACUCAGGAUGGAUUUGGAGAGAUCUGAGAUGGAUCCAGGGAUGGAUCCAGAGGUUCCUGAUGGAUCCAGGGAUGGUCAGGACGGAUCCAGAGAGGUUAAAGAUGGAUCUGGAGAGGUUUGGGAUGGAUCCAGAGAUUCCUGGUGGAUCCAGGGAUGGUCAGGAGGGAUCCAGAGAACUGGGAUGGGUUUGGGGAGAGGCUCCUGAUGGAUCUGGACAGGUCUGGGAUGGAUCCAGGGAUGGAUCCAGAGACUCUGGAUGGAUCCAGGGAAGUCUGGGAUGGAUCUAAAGGGGUUUGGGAUGGAGCUGGAGAGGUCUGGAACGGAUCUUGGGAAGUUUGGGAUGGAUCCAGAGGAUCUUGAUGGAUCCAAGGAGACUCCAGGAUGGAUUUGGGGAGGUCUGAGAUGGAUCCAGGGAAGUUUGGGAUGGAUCCAGAGGGUCCUGGUGGAUUCAGGGAAGUCUGGGAUGGAUCUAAAGGAGUUUGGGAUGGAUCUGGAGAGGUCUGAGGUGGAUCCAGGGAUGGAUCCAGAGGCUCCUGGUGGAUCCAGAGGAGUUCAGGAUGGAUCUGGAAGCUCGGGAUGGAUCCAGGGAAUUUGGGGAUGGCUCAGGAGGGAUCCAGGGAAGCUCCAGAAGCUGGGGCAGCAUCCCAGGAUUUCCCUCCCUGCCCCAGCCACUUCUCCUGGAAUUAUUGGGAAUUAUCCUGGAAUUAUUAUCCUGGAAUUAUUAUCCUGGAAUUAUUGGGAAUUCUCCCCACCUUGGGAAUCCCUUGGAAUUUUGGCAUUUGGGAUUAUUCAGGAGCCAUGGAUUGAAGCUGAACCCGCUCAGGAAUUCAAUUCCCACCUUCCCAGCCGGAUCCAGGGGUGGGAAUUCCCAAAUUCCCAAAUCCCUGGAAGAGCCGGUUUUCCAUGGGAUAUUUUGUCAGGAGCUUCCUCUUCCUCCUCUUCCUCCUCCUCCCUUCCCAGCCCCUGGAGCUCCUCCCCAGAAAUCCAAUUUAUUGGGGCUGGGAACGGAUUUUUGGGAAUUUCUGCUGGAUUUAGGAAGGGGAAUUCACCCCAAAAAAAAGUGGAAAAUUCAGGAUUAAUCCAAAUUUUUGUGGGGUUUUUCCCAGUUGUUUGGGAAUUGUUCCUAUCCCUGGGAACUGGAGGGGAAAAGUUCACCUGGAGUCUCCCUUGUGUCCAUUUUCCCUGGAAAAUUCACCUAAAAAAUUGGGAUUUGGGCCUUUUCUCCCCACCCAAGCCGGGAUUUUCUGGGAUAAUGUGGAAUUCUGGCCUGGAUUUAGUGGGAAAAAUCCCAAAAUAUCCACAGGGAUCCCGUGGGGCUGAGCCCUGGGAAGCUCCAGGAACUCGUUUUUCCCGUUUAUCCCGAAAUUCUUUGAAUGCUCCCAGAAUUCUCUUCCUGGGAAAAGCCUCCGGAGUGGGGUGGGAGGGAUUUUUCCGAGGGAUUUUUGGGAUCCUCAUCAUUUUCCGGGAGAUUUUCCUGCUCCUUUUUGAGGAAAAUCCAUGGAUUUUUUUGGGAUUUUCACCUCCCACCCCUGUGGAUUUUGGGAUUUCAGGAUUUUGGGAACUGUGGGAAUCUCGGGAUCUCCUCCAGGGCCGGAAUUCCCUGCUUGGAAGUGAAUUUAACAAUUUUUGUGGAUUUUUUGGGAAAGUUAAUCCCCAAAAUUCCCCCUUCCCAGGGAUCAGCACUUCCAUAAAACCUCAAUUUUCCCAGAUUUCUUUGGAUUUUCAGUGAGCACCACACCAAAUUCCAGCUUUUUUCUGGUUUCCAUGGCAG
Molecule: messenger RNA, 2203 nt
Organism: Taeniopygia guttata (zebra finch)
Lineage: Eukaryota; Metazoa; Chordata; Aves; Passeriformes; Estrildidae
Source: RefSeq, a predicted model, not a curated record